Dalotia coriaria is the source of this 6535-nucleotide messenger RNA. RefSeq lists its product as uncharacterized. The record is from RefSeq and is a predicted model, not a curated record. The coding region runs from base 4903 to 5223 and encodes 106 amino acids. Lineage: Eukaryota; Metazoa; Arthropoda; Insecta; Coleoptera; Staphylinidae. The transcript is spliced from 28 exons.
UUGAAUUAUAGUGCGGGAGUGAAAAUCGAAUUUCAUCAGUUUUUACACUUGCAUACAUACACACAUACAGUCACACUUUUUGCCUUGUUCAUGAUCAUUGACGGGGUUCUUGGGUAGUGGUGUGCUUCGGCACAUCUUACCUUACAUUUUAACACAAUCACCAACACAUACACAUUAUCAUAAAUAACAUAUAUAUUAGUGCAGUGCAGUGAAGUGAGUGAGUAGUGUUCAAAUGUAAUAUACAAAACCCCGGAAGAAGGAUAAUAGAUAUUGAAACUAGAAAUUUCAUCAUCAACUGAAAAUGGAAAUGAAUAAAACUCAGAAAAAGAAAUGGAAUGAGAAUGGAAAUUAUGAAAUGCUGAUGUCAACAGAAUUUGCAGUGCAGUGAAGUGUUGUGUAUUGUAGUGCGCGAGUGUUGUUUCAUAGUGCGGGAGUGAAAAUCGAAUUUCAUCAGUUUUUACACUUACAUACAUACACACAUACACUCACACUUUUUGCCUUGUUCAUGAUCAUUGUCAGGGUUCUUGGGUUUUGGUGUGCUUCGGCACAUCUUACCUUACAUUUUAACACAAUCACCAACACAUACACAUUAUCAUAAAUAACAUAAAUAUUAGUGCAGUGCAGUGAAGUGAGUGAGUGAGUAGUGUUUAAAUAUAAGUGUGCGCAUUAUUAUUGCUGUUUAACAAUUGUUCAGGACGCAGAAAACAGAAGACAAAACCCCAGAAGAAGGAUAAUAGAUAUUGGAACUAGGAAUUUUAUCAUCAACUGAAAAUGGAAAUGAAUAAAACUCAGAAAAAGAAAUGGAAUGAGAAUAGAAAUUAUGAAAUGCUGAUGUCAACCGAAUGUGCAGUGCAGUGAAGUGUUGUGUAUUAUAGUGCGGGAGUGAAAUUCAAAUUGCUUUAGUUAACAAUUACAUACAUUUACACACACACACAUACACAUUUACACUUUUUACUCUGUUCAUGAUCAUUGUCAGGGUUCUUGGGUUUUGGUGUGCUUCGGCAUAUCUUACCUUACAUUUUAACACAAUCACCAACACAUAAUACACAUUAUCAUGAAUAACAGAUAUAUUAGUGCAGUGCAGUAGUGCAGUGAAGUGAGUGAGUAGUGUUCAAAUAUAAGUGCGCGCAUCAUUAUUUUUCAAUGUCACUGUUUAACAACUGUUCAGGACGCAGAAAACAAAAGACAAACCCCCAGAAGAAGGAUAAUAUAUAUAUUGGCACUAGGAAUUUCAUCAUCAACUGAAAAUGGAAAUGAAUAAAUCUCAGUAUGAGAAAUGAAAUGAGAUUGGAAAUUUUGAAAUGCUGAUGUCAACAGAAUGUGCAGAGCAGUGAAGUGUUGUGUAUUAUAGUGCGCAAGUGUUGAAUUAUAUUGUGCAUUAAGCAAGUGUUAGUGCAGGAGUGCGCGAGUGUUGCAAUAUAGUGCGGAAGUGCUGAGAUAUUUAAUAAUUUCUUUACAGAUGCAUCAACAAUUUAUACGUAUUUUUUAACUGCACGAAAAUUAAAAGUCACUGAAUUAAUUGUCAUGUUGCACGUUGUUGUCUUGCUUUUGAAUGCGAAACAAGAAGAUUCUUCCAUCCUGAGGACCAAGAAGAGAUGACGCAAUCUAUUUAAAUAAGGCCCAUUUCAUAGGAAGUUGAAAAGCCGAAGAAGAUGAUGUUAUCCGUCCCCGCCGAGGUCGAUCCUGAAGGUCCCAAAUCAGCCAGCUUUCCAACUGUCCCUAUGGGUCAGGGCCUGAUGUGUAUACCCAUCAAGGAAUGGGUUCCUACCCUCGCAAAGCCGGAAAGAAAUUGAGCUGGAGAACAGGUGCGGAGCAGUUCCAUCCACGCCGCGGUCGAUCCAGACGUAUCCAGCUUCUCAGCGAGAAAAAGCCUUUGGGGUCAGGGCUCGAUGUGUAUACCCAUCAAGGAAUGAGCUGCUGCCUCCAGAGGAUUGAACAGCCUCCAAGAUGCUGAGGAGCUGGAUGAUGACAUCAUUUCCUUAGAGAUCAAGAUGAGGUUUCAAGUAUAGGGAAUAAGGGGCAUAAAUAUGUACACAAAUUAUGAAUUUUUAAUUGCUUUAAUAAUUUGAUUUGUUUUUCUUAGUUUUUCCAAAAGAACUUCAAUGCUAGAAGACGAAUUAUUGUAAUCGAUUCAGAAUCCAGAAAACGAUCUUUAAUCGAAUGAAAUAAAUAUGGGUUCUCAUUGGAGAAAAAAAGCUAUUUAAAUGGAAAAGCAACCAUGGACCAGCCAGUAUCAAUAGCAAACGAAUAAAAUGGUAAACAAAAUCUGCUUUAAUUUCAACUGAUCUUCGUAGAAUCAAUCAGGCAACUAUCAGUUAACAGUCAUGUACAGAAUCAAGAAUUCAAACGAAACUAUGUUAAAACUUCAAGUUAGAAUCAACAAAUUGAGAAGAGCAAGAAAUCAAUUUGGAAAUUGGAAUGAACAUGAAUAACAACAAUAACUGUGAUAAAUAAUAGUGUUUGUGUGUUUUUAUAUAGUGCGCGAGUGUUGUAUCAUGGUGCGGGAGUGAAAUCCAAAUUUCUUUAGUUAACAAUUACAUACACUUACACACCCUCACACAUUUACACUUUUUGCCCUGUUCAUGAUCAUUGUCAGGGUUCUUGGGUAUUGGUGUGCUUCGGCACAUCUUACCUUACAUUUAAACACAAUCACCAACACAUACACAUUAUCAUAAAUAACAUAUAUAUUAGUGCAGUGCAGUGAAGUGAAGUGAGUGAGUAGUGUUCAAAUAUAAGUGCGCGCAUCAUUAUUUUUCAGUGUCACUGUUUAACAACUGUCCAGGACGCAGAAAACAGUAAACAGAACCCCAGAAGAAGGAUAACAGAUAUUGGAACUAGGAAUUUCAUCAUCAACUGAAAAUGGAAAUGAAUAAAUCUCAGAAAGAGAAAUGAAAUGAGAUUGGAAAUGAAUGUGCAGUGCAGUGAAGGGUUGUGUAUUACAGUGCGCGAGUGUUGUUUCAUAGUGCGGGAGUGAAAACAAUUACAUACACUUACACUCACACACAUUUACACUUUUUGCCCUGUUCAUGAUCAUUGUCAGGGUUCUUGGGUAUUGGUGUGCUUCGGCACAACUUACCUUACAUUUUAACACAAUCACCAACACAUAAUACACAUUAUCAUAAAUAACAUAUAUUAGUGCAGUGCAGUAGUGCAGUGAAGUGAGUGAGUAGUGUUCAAAUAUAAGUGCGCGCAUCAUUAUUUUUCAAUGUCACUGUUUAACUAUUGUUCAGGACGCAGAAAACAAUAAACAGAACCCCAGAAGAAGGAUAACAGAUAUUGGAACUAGGAAUUUUAUCAUCAACUGAAAAUUGAAAUGAAUAAAUCUCAGAAAGAGAAAUGAAAUGAGAAUGGAAAUUCUGAAAUGCUGAUGUCAACAGAAUGUGCAGUACACAUACAUUAUAUUGUAUGUAUGUAUGUAUGUAUGUAUGGUGCGUUUAGUUACCUAAGCAAGGGUUAGUGCGGGAGUGCGCGAGUGUUGUAAUACAGUGCGGGAGUUCUGAGAUAUUUAAUAAUUACUUUACAGAUGCAUCAACAGUUUAUACACAUUUUUUAACUGCACGAAAAGUCAUAGUCAUUGAAUUAAUUGUCAUGUUGCACGUUGUUGUUUUGCUUUUGAAUGCGAAACAAGAAGAUCCUUCUAUCCUGAGGGCCAAAGAGAGAUGACGCGUUCUAUUUAAAUAAGGCUCAUUUCAUAAGAAGUUGAAAAGCCGAAGAAGAUGAUGUUAUCCGUCCCCGCCGAGGUCGAUCCUGAAGGUUCCAAAAUCGGUCAGAUUUCUAGCUGCCCCGAAGGGUCAGGGCCUGAUGUGUAUACCCAUCAAGGAAUGGGUUCCUACCCUCGCAAAGCUAAAAAGAAACUGAGCUGGAGAAGAGGCCGAUGUGGAGCAGUUGCAUCCACGCCGCGGUCGAUCCUGACGUAUCCAGCUUCUCAGCGAGCACAAGCCUUUGGGGGUCAGGGCUCGAUGUGUAUACCCAUCCAGGAAUGGGCUGCUGCCUCUAGGGGUAUAAACAGCCGCCAAGAUGCUGAGAAGCUGGGUUACAACAUUUCUUGCCACUGUCGGGAUUUAACUAAUAGAGGACAUGCGACAACAACAAUUAUCCAGCACCAAAAAACAUUUAUUGUUAUAAUUUUUUUAAUUGCUUUGAUGUUUUUUGUUUUAGUUUUGCCAAAAGAACUUGAAAGUUAAGAAGACGAAACAUUAUAAUGGAAGAUGUCAUAUUCUAUAGAGAACAUAAAAUUGAUCUACAAAUGUCAGAAUGAGAUAACGCAAGGUUGUGUUUCAUGUGUUCACGAGCAGUUCGUAGUGUAGUGUAGUGUAGUCAUAGCAAGCGCGUAGUCGUAGGUUGUAGUUGUAGCUGUAGUCGUAAUCUAGAAGUAGUGUAGUGGACUGCAAAAUGAACACAGAGAUACAAUCGUUGCAAAUGUAACUGACUGCGUUUAUUGAUGAGAGAUGUGAAGAUGCAUAUCGACAGUAAUUGUUCCGGAACGACCUGAAGAAACACUCAACUCUUGCCACCGUCGACGUCUACCAAGAGAGACCCGGGGCAAAGAAGCAACAUUUUGUUUUGAUAUCACGAUUUUUAAAUAAAUAAAAUCGAGACAUUAUUACAAUAUAACAUAAUUGUUAUUAUAUAAACAUACUAUUCUUUGGGGUGGUUGCUGAGUGCGUAAUCACUUCAUCCUCAUCAUAAUUAAAAAUUUUAAUUUGCUACAUAAAUUGUAUUCUUGUUUAGCAAAGGACUAAUUCUUGCUUGCUGUCUGGAUUUUGCACCUGACCCCGACAUCGUAGGAGAAAUAUUCUCGUAUCAGAUUGUGUUUUGCACGUGAACUCGACAUCGAAGGAAAACUAUUCUUUCAUCAGAUUGUGUUUUGAACCUGAAGCCGAUGUCCUAGGAGAAUCAUUCAUGUAUCAGAUUGAGAAUCAUUCAUGUAUCAGAUUGUGUUUUGAACCUGAAGCCGAUGUCCUAGGAGAAUCAUUCAUGUAUCAGAUUGAGAAUCAUUCAUGUAUCAGAUUGUGUUUUGAACCUGAAGCCGAUGUCCUAGGAGAAUCAUUCAUGUAUCAGAUUGAGAAUCAUUCAUGUAUCAGAUUGUGUUUUGAACCUGAAUCCGACGGCCUAGGAGAAUCAUUUUUGUAUCAGAUUGAGAACCAUUCUUGUAUCAGAUUGUGUUUUGAACCAGAACCCCACAUCAUAGGAGAACGAUUCUUAUAUCAGAUUGUGUUUUGAACCUGAAGUCGACAUCGUAGGAGAACCAUUUUGGUAUCAGAUUGUGUUUUGAAACUGAACCCGACGUUGUAGAGAAACGAUUCUUAUAUCAGAUUGUAGGUUUUUUUAAAACUGAAUCCGACCUCGUAGGAGAAGCUUUCUUGUAUCAGAUCGUGUUUUGCACCUGAACCCGACAUCGUAGGAAAACUAUUCUCACAUCAGAUUGUAUUUUGAACCUAAACCCGACAUCGUAGGAGAACCAUUCUUGUAUCAGAUUGUUUUUUGAAACUGAAUCCGACAUCGUAGGAGAAGCUAUCCUGUAUCAGAUUGUAUUUUGAACCUGAACCUGACAUCGUAGGAGAACCAUUCUUUUGUUAGAUUAUGUUUUGAACCCGAACUCGACAUCGUAGGAUAACCAUUCUUAUAUCAGAUUGUAACUAUUUAAUUUCUUCUAUAUACGCACUUACCGGUAGAAUCCAACAUGUACGCAUGCGCUGCAUACUUUACUUUGCUUGCGCACUCAAUAUUGUCAUCUGUCCUUGGCCCCGGCAGGUUAGUUGUGCAGUCUUAGCGCAUCUCCGUAGUAUUAUAUCUCGUGUUUUUAAAGUGUAAUAUUCAAUUGGCAAUCGACUGCAGUUAAUGACAAAUGAGUUACGAUGAAUUGUGUUUAAAAUUUUCAUAAAUGCGCAAAUUUAGUGUCUUCUUGUGAGUUUCAUCAGUCGGAUAUUACAAUGUGGAUGCAACAUUUGUUGAAGACUAUUGUGAUGAGAAAAUUUACAUAACGUCAAGGAGUUGAACGUGAUCUUGGUGUACGAGAUCGUGCAAUCGUGCCCGCAUUCAAUUUCGAUCGUGCGAUGUUGUUCGGAACACACGUGUUUGGAUCACAAGUCGAUCUUCGUAACUAGUUUGCGCGUUUCUUGUGAUUUUAAGUCGGUAGUUGAAUUUGAAUCGAUUAGCACAGAUAACAUUUAGAAUUAACGGACUAGUGCGGCGUGCAGUUAAUGAAUUAUCGCGCGUGGAAGCCAGAAUUGUGCAGUUUUACAUUGUUCGCACGUUUUUGCCGUCGGCCAUCGGAUAUCUCUCGUCGACACGAAGAAUUCUUACUGGAUUUAUAUAUUUUUGUACAUUUAUUAAAUAAUUCAAACGUGGAAAUAUACUUCGAUUGUUUCCUGUGUGGAAAUCUAAUCCGUACCAGUUUGUGAAGAUUAAACAUUCAAGUAAGUGUAACUUGUAACUUAAGUCACUUUUGUAAGUAACGUUGAACACAUGUACUUAAAUUUGUGUAUGUACUGUCUUGAUUAAAUGAGUUUGAAUAAAAUAUAAUUUAAUAGUA